Messenger RNA from Silurus meridionalis, 4162 nucleotides. RefSeq names its product discs, large (Drosophila) homolog-associated protein 2a (gene dlgap2a). Gene Ontology annotation, biological process: signaling. The record is from RefSeq and is a predicted model, not a curated record. Gene Ontology annotation, cellular component: glutamatergic synapse; postsynaptic specialization. The coding region runs from base 291 to 3653 and encodes 1120 amino acids. Gene Ontology annotation, molecular function: molecular adaptor activity. NCBI's taxonomy places the organism in Eukaryota, Metazoa, Chordata, Actinopteri, Siluriformes, Siluridae. The transcript is spliced from 15 exons.
GCUCGCUCUUGGGGAAAAGAAAUGAAAAGGGGAGGUUCUGGAUGAUAGAAGGACGAUUAAGUAAAGAGAAACAGGGAGCUUUCAAUAUCAAAAGAGGAAAAGAGAGAGAGACAGAGAGAGAGAGAGAGAGAGAGAGAGAAUCCAUCCACACCCAUGACUAUCAUCGAAACAGGGAAAAAAUGCGAACGGACCCACAUGGUAGCCCUGAAGAACUCCGCUGACAGCGAUGUUGGCCAGAUCUGAUCCCUGUGUAUUUGUCAUACACGGACACAGAUUCAAUUACUGCAGUGAUGCUGAGUAUAAACAGCUGUCCGUGCACGCCGGCACCAAUCCACUUAAAUACCAUCAGCCUGCUCCAAUCCAAAGACCAGCCAUAUUCAUGGUCCCCCAUCCAAUACUUCGAUGAAGACAGCUACCCCUCCCCUCCUAGGAAUAUGAAAGGUCUAUCAGGUGGUCGUCCCCAGCUAAACAUCACACCUGGACACUCCUGUGGCCUGACAGACUGCGACCACUCUCUCGACCACCUCCAGCAUGGUGCUCCCGACUCACGAUCAUCUUACCUGCUUAGCCCCACUGAGAGUUGCCCCAUGGACCACCACCGCUGCUCACCGCGCAGCUCCAUCCAUUCGGAGUGCAUGGUGAUGCCUGUCUCCAUGGCCUCUGACCACGUUUCCAGCAGCACAUUUCCCAGGAUGCAUUACAGUUCACAUCAUGAGAGUUUGCGGGAGGAUGGCACCACUGGACACAGCGGUGGUGGUGGAGGUGGUGGUGGUGGGGGCGGUGGUGGCGGUGGUUUUGUUGGAGGGGGCGGAGUAGGAGGAGGUGGUGCCGGAAACAUUUCCAGUUCUGGCAAAAUGAACCGCAUACCUGCCAACCUUCUGGACCAAUUUGAGAAGCAGCUGCCCAUCCACCGUGAUGGAUUCCACACACUGCAGUACCAGCGCACAUCCACCGCUACCACCAGCAGCGAACAGCGGAAUGAGAGUCCAGGUCGGAUCCGCCACCUGGUGCACUCUGUGCAGAAGCUCUUCACCAAGUCACACUCUCUGGAAGGCUCUUCUAAGAUGAACGGCACCAAAGGAGACUCACGCUCGGAAAGCGGCCACCAUCAUCACGGACACCAUCACGGCCACCACAAACACAGCAAGAGGAGCAAGAGCAAAGAGCGCAAAGCAGACUCCAAACACCGCUCAGGGAUCGCCGGGUGGUGGAGCUCAGAUGAUAACCUCGACAGUGACAGCACCUACCGGACUCCCAGCGUCAUGAGUCGGCACCAUGUGGACCACAUAAGUCACUGCUACCCAGAAUCGGUCCCAGGUCACUUUGGAGAUCUUUCGCUCAAGACCUCCAAAAGCAACAAUGACGUGAAGUGCUCGGCUUGUGAAGGCAUGGCCUUGGGUCCUGAGGGAAAGUUCAUGAAGCGGAGCUCUUGGUCCACUUUGACUGUUAGCCAGGCCAAAGAGGCCUACCGCAAGUCCUCGCUCAACCUCGAGAAACCUAUGAUGCCUCAAGACCUCAAGUCCCCUAUGAGGCCUUGCCAUUAUCUUCAGGUCCCUCAGGAUGAGUGGGGUGGAUACCCCGGGGCAAAGGAUGAUGAGAUUCCGUGUCGGCGGAUGAGGAGCAGUAGCUAUGUGAAGGCGAUGGGAGAUGAAGAAAGCGGCGACUCAGACGGCAGUCCCAAAAACUCCCCUCAGAAGAGCGCUCGGCCAGGCGGCUUCAUCAAGAGCAUGCUGCAGAGGCAACUAUCAGACCAGAGCUCAUACCGCCUGGAUAAAUCGAGCAAUGACAUGGUGAAGUACCUCACCAAUUUCGCUGCAGAUUUAAGUCAGAGCUACCAUCUCCAAGCAUCCCGGGACGUCCACCCCAGCAUCACACUGGACCCGUCACCCAAUUACAACUCGCCCAAAUUCCGCUCCAGGAACCAGAGCUACAUGAGGGCAGUUAGCACGCUGAGCCAAGCCAGUUGUGUCAGCCAAGUGAGCCAGGUGAGCGAGGCUGAAAUGAACGGCCAGUUCGAGUCGGUGUGCGAGUCGGUGUUCAGUGAGGUGGAGUCGCAGGCCAUGGAGGCGCUGGAUUUGCCCGGCUGCUUCCGCACACGCAGCCACAGCUACCUGCGUGCCAUCCAGGCUGGCUAUUCGCAGGAUGACGAGUGUGUGCCUUCCAUGAGCUCGUCCACCGUCACCUCCACCAUCAGGUCCACGGCUGGGAUCCAGUUUCGCCUUCCAUCAUUGGGCAGCGUGGACCGACCCUCACAGCAGCCGCCAGCGGUCACCUACACCCCCAGUACUCCCACCUAUAACCGGACACCACCUCCAGUGCCCCCCCGCAGUGCCUCCAAACCUCUUAUCUCCAUCACAGCACAAAGCAGCACCGAAUCCACGCAGGACGCCUACCAUGAGGGACAUCUGGCCAGAGGAGGUCUGUGGGGUUCGGAGGGACUCGGGCUUGGUUUGGGUCGCACCAUGUACAACUCCACGGACAGCCUGGACAGCGCUAAGGCCGUCACCAUCGCCAUGGAAGCGGCAGCCAUUGCAAUGGCGGGGAAAAGACACCCGUCUACGGACUCCCACAGCUCCGUGCUGACGUGCGAUAAAGCCAUACUCGUGUCCAAAGCUGAGGAAUAUCUAAAAACACCCCGGUCUUCUAUAGGCAUACAGGUGGAGGCGGCUACGGAUUCCGAGUCGGAGAGCAGAGGAUUACGAGAAUAUCAUUCUGUAGGGAUCCAGGUGGAAGAUGACAAACGCGUGGGCCGGUUUAAGCGCUCUAACAGCGUGACAGCAGCAGUGCAGGCUGACCUGGAGCUGGAGGGUUUCCCUGCGAUGGAGGAUAAAAGUCUGCAGUUUGGAGGCGGUGGUCUGCAGAGGCACAGUGAGCCGAGUACGCCCACGCAGUACGGCGCAGUGAGAACUGUUCGCACGCAGGGCCUGUUCAGUUACCGUGAUGACUACCGCUCUGCCAACGAGCCAUCCAGCCCGCAGCGCAGUGCGGAACCCUGGCGCGAGCCCUCAGUGCCCUCCGUGCCCGCAGUGCCCACCGUGGCCGUAACGGUUACUCCGCCCCAGGCCUCCGACUCGGGCCGGGCGUCGCCCUCGGCCAGGAGGGACGGCACCUGGUUCAUGCAGCUGUUGCACGGCGAGACCAAGAGGAUGGAGGGAUGGUGUAAAGAGAUGGAGGGAGAGGCUGAGGAGAACGACCUGUCUGAGGAGAUUUUAGGUAAGAUCCGGAGUGCAGUGGGCAGCGCUCAGCUCCUCAUGUCCCAGAAAUUCCAGCAGUUUUAUUGGCUGUGUCAGCAAAAUCUGGACCCAAGUGCCAUGCCACGACCCACCUCUCAGGACCUGGCUGGAUUCUGGGACCUGCUGCAGCUCUCCAUCGACGACGUCACCUCCAAAUUCGAUGAGCUUCAGAAGAUCAAGAGCAAUGAUUGGAGGAUUAUAGAAAGUCCUGUGAAGAAGCUCCCGCCCCCUGUACCAAAGAAGAUGCUGAAGAAGAGCGUGACGCGGGAGAAGUCCCUGGAUCUUCCUGACCGACAGAGACAGGAAGCCCGGAGGCGUCUCAUGGCUGCCAAAAGAGCGGCGUCGUUUCGGCAGAACUCGGCGACCGAGCGAGCCGACAGCAUCGAGAUUUACAUCCCUGAGGCACAGACGAGACUCUGAGAGACUCUCCACAGCUUCAUCACCACCACCAUCAUCAUCCCCAUCAUCAUCAUCAUCAUAAUCAUCAUCAUUAUAUUCAACCAGCAAGACAUUGAUACAGAAUUUCCCAAAUUAGAUAUCUCAUCUCUGGCAAAAAAAAAUAUUUCGAUGUAAUUAGUGAAGAUUAUGAUUUAGAUCGAUGGUAUGAGUGUGUGAAAGGUGUGAGGAGAAAUUAACCCCUGAUCACCAUGUAUCACUAAGUUCGGGUUAUUCAGUAGGUGACGUGAGUAAACAAAACAAAACACAGCAUUUGGCUCGACCAGUGUGUGUAAGCAAAACGGUGCUUUUUAGAUUCUUCAAGUGCUAUUACUGACACUACGCUCAGGAACCAGCACCAGCACCCCACCGCUUUUCAUCCUGUCCCUGCCCCUCUCCCUGCCCCGUCCCUACCCGUGCCCCUGCUGAUGCCCCUACCCUGUCCCUGUGCCUGCCCCUGUGCCUGCCCAUGCUCCUGCUAAUGCCCCUGCUCA